Pseudozyma flocculosa PF-1 is the source of this 294-nucleotide messenger RNA. RefSeq lists its product as uncharacterized. Bases 1 to 294 code for a protein of 97 amino acids. The transcript is spliced from 2 exons. The record is from RefSeq and is a predicted model, not a curated record. Lineage: Eukaryota; Fungi; Basidiomycota; Ustilaginomycetes; Ustilaginales; Ustilaginaceae.
AUGUUCAGCACCGUCGUCCGCUUCUCGGCCGCCCUCGCCCGCCAGCCGGCCAAGACGACGCUGGCGUCGGCCACCUCGCCCUCGAUCACCGCGGGCCUCACGACGUCGGCCUCGACCCAAUCUUCCGCCCUCGUCGCCUCGCCUUUCACCGUCAACGAGGACGGCCGCGUCUGCAGCCGCAACAGGAGGCAGCACGUCUACGACCCCGAGGCUCCCCUGCCCCCCUCGGCGUCCCAGAACUGGGCAAACGCCGCCGCCAGGAACAAGGACGCCCGCGAUCUCGCCGGAUUCUAG